Cornus florida is the source of this 1845-nucleotide messenger RNA. Its product is annotated as polygalacturonase At1g48100-like. Gene Ontology annotation, biological process: carbohydrate metabolic process. Lineage: Eukaryota; Viridiplantae; Streptophyta; Magnoliopsida; Cornales; Cornaceae. Gene Ontology annotation, molecular function: polygalacturonase activity. The record is from RefSeq and is a predicted model, not a curated record. The coding region runs from base 105 to 1658 and encodes 517 amino acids. The transcript is spliced from 7 exons.
AGCCUCAUUACCUUUGGAGAGCUCUUCCUAGGUCCCUAUAUAAACCCUAACAUCUCUUCUAUUGGCUAUCUAAGCUCUCUCUCUCUCUCUCAUGCACCUACAACAUGAGUUUUUUUAAUUUCAGAAGCUUCACAUUUAUGCUUCUCAUUGCAUUUCUUGUUUGGUCAUCUAAUAUUAAUUCAUGUGAUGCCAGAAGAGGCAAACAUUGGAGGCAAAGUAGGAGCGCCUCGGCUUCUUUGUUCAAGAAGAAAGGAAAGUACCAUGGCAGUAGUCACCACCAAAGCAAUGGUGGUAAAGUUAAAAAGAAAACUCCAUCUCCAAAAGCACCACCACCUCUGGCUCCUGGACCAAAAGUAGGUAUACCAUCAACCCCGCCCAAGAAAGAUGAUUCUGGGGCCUCUACCGCAUUCAAUGUAUUAGAUUUUGGUGCCAAGGGCGAUGGCACUACUGAUGAUACAAAGGCAUUUCAGGAUGCAUGGGCCGCUGCUUGUAAAGUGGAGGCAUCAAUGAUCAUCGUUCCAUCAGAAUUCAUGUUCCUUGUGGGACCGAUAUCAUUCUCUGGUCCAUACUGUCAACCAAACAUUGUUUUCCAGCUUGAUGGCACAAUCAUUGCUCCAACAAGCUCUAAGCCUUGGGGUUCAGGUCUUCUACAAUGGCUUCAAUUUACAAAACUAGCAGGGAUCACAGUUAAGGGAAAUGGCAUGAUUGAUGGAAGAGGCUCAGUCUGGUGGCAGAAUUCCCCAUAUGAUGAUCCCCUAGACGAUGAAACAAAACUAGUUGUCCCAUUGAACAACACAGUGGAAGAGAACCCACAAACUUCGAUAAGCAGCUCACUUGGUGAGAAAAUGCCAAGCACAAAACCAACUGCACUGAGGUUCUACGGGAGUUUUAACGUGACAGUCACUGGCAUAACAAUUCAAAACAGUCCCCAAUGCCAUCUCAAGUUUGACAAUUGCGCAGGAGUUCUGGUAUACAAUAUGAGUGUAUCAUCUCCUGGUGACAGCCCCAAUACAGACGGAAUUCAUUUACAGAACUCUCAAGAUGUGCUAAUCCAUAGUGCCAAUCUUGCUUGUGGAGAUGACUGUGUUUCUAUACAAACUGGAUGCACAAACGUGUACAUACACAAUGUGAACUGUGGUCCUGGGCAUGGAAUCAGCAUUGGAGGGUUAGGAAAGGACGACACCAGAGCCUGUGUCUCAAAUAUCACUGUUCGAGAUAUCAAUAUGCAUAACACAUUGAAUGGAGUCAGGAUAAAGACAUGGCAGGGUGGGUCAGGGUCCGUGAAAGGGGUCCUGUUCUCAAACAUUCAAGUUUCUGAAGUACAAAUUCCGAUCAUAAUUGACCAAUUCUAUUGUGACAAAAGAAAUUGCAAAAAUCAAACAUCCGCCGUGGCUGUAUCAGGAGUCACCUAUGAGAAGAUAAGAGGAACAUACACAGUAAAACCCGUACAUUUUGCAUGUAGUGACAGCCUGCCAUGCACGGAGGUAUCACUAACUGCUAUAGAACUUGAACCACUGGAAGAACAAUACCACAUGUAUGAUCCCUUCUGUUGGGAGACAUUUGGUGAGUUGAACGGCCCUACAACCCCUCCAAUUGAUUGUCUACAGAUUGGAAAUCCAUCAAGCAACGGGAUUCAAACUGACUACAAUUCAUGUUAAGUUUAGUUAGGUAAAUUGUGGUGUAUUUAAUUGUGUGGUCAGUGCGACUUCCUGACCCCUUUCACACCAUUAGCUAGUGAGGUAAGGAAUGCAUAUUUCAGCAAUACUAGUUUUAUAGGAAUUCUUUUCAUUAGAAUUACAUGGAUUCUGUUUGCAUGAGAGUCAAAAACAUUCUUAUUAGCUAAAA